This is a messenger RNA of Acanthoscelides obtectus, 910 nucleotides long. NCBI's taxonomy places the organism in Eukaryota, Metazoa, Arthropoda, Insecta, Coleoptera, Chrysomelidae. The record is from the annotation of a GenBank genome assembly.
AGGAACUCCAAUAAACAGGCUGCCAAUAAUGGCAAAAUCAGUUCUGGACCUGUACGAAUUGUACAAUCUUGUGAUAGCUCGAGGAGGACUCGUGGAUGUUAUCAACAAAAAGCUGUGGCAGGAGAUCAUCAAGGGUCUUCAUCUGCCUUCUUCCAUUACGUCUGCUGCUUUUACACUUAGGACACAAUACAUGAAAUACUUGUACCCGUACGAAUGCGAGAAGAGGCGACUGAGUACCCCAGCAGAACUUCAAGCGGCCAUAGACGGGAACAGACGAGAAGGAAGAAGGAGCAGUUACGGCCAGUACGACCAAAUGCAGAGAUCUCCAAAUCCAGCCGCCGGGUUGCAGAUGUCGCCCUUGUCCCUCGUACAGCAACAACACACGGUGAGUAAAAGACUACUCACAACCAUUCAACGCUUAAGGGAUGAAUGGGAACAAGAAAAUUAUCAGUUGCAGCAGCCCCUGCAACAGCAGUUAGCAGCUAGGAUGCUGUCUCUUCAUCAUCAACAGCAGCAGCAGCAGCAACAACACCACAAUGGCGUCCAUCAUCCGAGCCAUCCGCCGCCCAUGGGUCAACCAACAACGAACGGAGUACAGGGGGGGCCGCUGCCCGGACUGGCGCCGUCGGAAUUUGAGGCCAGGAUGAUGGAGUAUGUUAAAUUGCUGAAUAAGGAGAUGAGAAGUACUACAGCUGAUUUUACAGGAGGCGGUUGUGGCACACCGCCCCCAAUCAUCCGAGCCGGAGGAGAAAUGUCGCCCCCUACCAUUCGUCGUCUACACCCCUCUUCAUCCUCUCGAAUGUCACGUAUGACGCUCUGGAACCUGUACAGUAACAAUAACCACCCUGUACAACCCACUGCAAACGCAAGUGCCGUGGAGCCACAGAAGGAGCCGAUCAACUUAGUGUAG